AUGAGCGACCCGAUCGACCGCAUAGUCAAGGGCGCGCCUCCGCCCGAUGUAUCGGCGGAGCAAGUGGCUGCCAAUGCGAAGGCUUCAUCGACCUCGCACUCUAUCACUGCGCCAGUACCGCCGUCAUUGCCUGGACAUCACAACGACCCUCGAGAUGCCUUGCCGUCAAGUCCGCCACAAAUAUAUCUCAAUCUACUUAUUCUGGAAUCCUCCCUAAGACUGCAGUACAUCAGCCUGCGCGCCCGGCUGCGCAUGCAUCUAUUGCUUCUUAUUACCCUCACGGCGUGGAACCUCUCAUUCACCUACCUACUCUUCUUCCGACCUCGAGAAGAUGGCAGUGGCGUUGGGGGAAGCGUCUAUUGGGUCCUGGAGUCAGCGGAGAAGCUCGGUUGGUGCUCUGGCAUAGUCACCUUCUGCCUCUUCUUGGGCACUGGCAUGUACGAACGAGGCGUUCGAUGGCCGAGAAAGUUCGUGGGGACUACCAACCGUGGCUUGCGAGGCUUCAACCUGAAAGUCGUGGUGGUGAAGGGCUCUUUCCUUUCCGAAGUCCUCGGCUGGAUUGGGAUGCUGGAUCCGUUCGGAUGGUUACGAGAAGAUCGUGUCAACUUUCAGGUGAUACCAAAGGAUAUCGAGGCCAACGCAUCAAAAGAUCACUGGAACACUCACGCAGCGAAACAUGGCCUCUUGGAAGAAGAUCUCGCGCCCGGUGGGGAUGUUUUAAGAGUCUUGCUUUUGCCAAAGCCGUUCUCGCCCGACUUCAGAGAAGGAUGGGACACUUUCCGCAUGGAGUACUGGGAACGAGAAAACUCUAGGCGCACUUCACUUCGUGCGAUUGUGAAAGCUCGCCAGCGAGAAGUGGCAAAACGCGAAAGUGGAUGGCUGUGGUGGACAGGCUGGCGAGGUUGGCACAAUGUUCGCCUUGGUCUGUUCACAACCCGAAAGUCGCGACGCCAGCUUGAUCUCGACAAACUCGCGCUGAAAGAGAAGGUACCAGUACCAGUCAUCAAAGAGCGACGACAUAAAGAGAGCAUCCUUCGUGAUGGCUCGCAUUCUCGAAACUCCUCGCACUCGCGAGCACCGACCCCAGAUUCAGAGGCACGACACCAACGACGCGAACGCAGAGGCAGUAGUGCACACUCAACGAGCAGCACGGGCUCCACCAGGAGACCGCGCAAGCCGCCCGUCAAUGAGAAGAGCCGCCUCAGCGCGACGGAGACAUUGUUGCACGAUCAUCAAGAUUUGUCAGGACUGCAACCACUGUCGAAGAGGGCCAGUAUGGUCAGUAACUCGAGCACCGAUGAGGGCUCUGUCAAGAAGGAAGAAGGCGAUACCCCCAUCAUCAAACAGGAGCCCAUGUUCACAGAUGAGAUCAAAGCCGAGCCACAGGAGGCUUGA
Zasmidium cellare ATCC 36951 is the source of this 1395-nucleotide messenger RNA. RefSeq lists its product as uncharacterized. The record is from RefSeq and is a predicted model, not a curated record. The transcript is spliced from 3 exons. Gene Ontology annotation, cellular component: Nem1-Spo7 phosphatase complex. The coding region runs from base 1 to 1395 and encodes 464 amino acids. Gene Ontology annotation, molecular function: phosphoprotein phosphatase activity; protein phosphatase regulator activity. Gene Ontology annotation, biological process: nuclear envelope organization. NCBI's taxonomy places the organism in Eukaryota, Fungi, Ascomycota, Dothideomycetes, Mycosphaerellales, Mycosphaerellaceae.